AUGGUAGCCAAGAUAUCCGCCUCGAGCCGCCUCAUCCCCGUUGAACCGCUCCACCCCUCGGCCUUCGCUCCCUUCGGCGAGGUCAUACAGAACCCCGCAACACAUGACAAUCAGCCCAGCCUGAGCACUGUAGAAGCAAAUCAAGGUUCUGCGACAAAAUGCCUGGACGUGACGAGUAUGCGAAAUUGGUACGAGCUCAGCCAGAGCAAGAAACCCGCAAGCGUGAAGAUGAAUAUGUUCGUCUGCCGGCCACGCAAACUACAGAAGCGAAAUGGAGAGGAGGUCUUCGACGUGAAGAUCCUGGAGCGCCAUCCCUUCACGCCGCAGACCUUCGUGCCCCUAGGACUCGCUGGUGGAGACAGGAGCACCAGCUUUCUGGUCAUCGUUGCACCAACGCUACCUCUCAACCCUCGCCUUCGAGAAAAGGAAGGCAUCAUAGACCCAGCAUACCCCGUUCCGGCACCACAGCGGAAACGCAGUCUGCGAGAACGCCUUUUGGGAGCGCGGCCGAAUCCUUUCACCAACGACUUCAUGACCAGCAUUACGGCCACCUCCGAGCCACCGCUCGCUCAUAGACCCAAAGGGCCCGGUCUGCCCGACCUAGACAAUCUCCGCGCUUUCAUCGCUAGAGGUGAUCAGGCUGUUACCUACGGAGCCGGGACUUGGCAUGCGCCUAUGGUUGUGCUUGGCGAGCAGCCAGUCGAUUUCGUGGUGGUUCAGUACAUGAGUGGCGUGGCGUUGGAUGACGUACAGGAGGUCGAGAUCGAGUCUUCUUCGGACGGACUGGCUGUCAACGUCCACGACAUGGCUUUCGCAGAUGCUGGUGGCGUACGAAGCAAGCUGUAA
This is a messenger RNA of Baudoinia panamericana UAMH 10762, 846 nucleotides long. RefSeq lists its product as uncharacterized. The record is from RefSeq and is a predicted model, not a curated record. Gene Ontology annotation, biological process: allantoin catabolic process. The transcript has a single exon. Gene Ontology annotation, molecular function: ureidoglycolate hydrolase activity; ureidoglycolate lyase activity. NCBI's taxonomy places the organism in Eukaryota, Fungi, Ascomycota, Dothideomycetes, Mycosphaerellales, Teratosphaeriaceae. The coding region runs from base 1 to 846 and encodes 281 amino acids.